Phycodurus eques (leafy seadragon) is the source of this 6845-nucleotide messenger RNA. It is a transcript of the gene ksr2, whose product is annotated as kinase suppressor of ras 2. Gene Ontology annotation, molecular function: ATP binding; protein kinase activity. The record is from RefSeq and is a predicted model, not a curated record. Gene Ontology annotation, biological process: protein phosphorylation. The coding region runs from base 316 to 3231 and encodes 971 amino acids. NCBI's taxonomy places the organism in Eukaryota, Metazoa, Chordata, Actinopteri, Syngnathiformes, Syngnathidae. The transcript has 20 exons.
CCUCUUCCUCGCCUUUUGGGGACAACCGCGGCUGCCUGCGUGCGUGCGUGCGUGCGUGCGUGCGUGAGCCUCGGCCUCGGCGUCGUCCUGCGGGCCGCCACCCUCGCACCGCUGUGAGCUCCUCCUCCUCCUCUUCCUCCUCCUCCUCCUCCUCUUCCUCCUCUUCCAUCACCACCUUGAUGAGGCAGCGUCCUCAUCCUCAUCAUCAGCAGCAAUGGAGCCGCUGACAACGCCGCGUCACCUCCUUCCGCCUUGCUCCCCCCCCCCCGCUUAAAAAAGCACACGGAGAAAAGAGGAGCGUGCGCGUGCGCGUGGAUGGGAACUAUGAGCGAGCUGGAGGAGAGCGGCCAGAGCGUGCGCGCGCACAAAGCCUUGCAGCAGUGCGAGCUGGUGCAGAACAUGAUCGACAUCAGCAUCUCCAGCUUGGAGGGCUUGAGGACCAAAUGCGCCACAUCCAACGACUUGACGCAGAAGGAGAUGCGCACGCUCGAGGGUAAACUGGUGAAGUACUUCAGCCGCCAGCUGUCGUGCAAGCGCAAAGUGGCCUUGGAGGAGCGCAGCGCCGAGCUGGAGGACUUCCCUCGCCUGGGCCACUGGUUCCGCAUCGUCAACCUGAGGAAGGAGGUCACGCAGGACGUGAGCCCUGCCGGCGUGACGCUGGAGGGCCUUCUGGAAAUGAGCGAGCAGCAAGUGCGCGAGCUGCUGCAAACCUUCGGCGCCAACGGCGAGGAAUGCGCCCGCCUCAACGCCUCGCUGGCCAGCCUCAGGAGGGCGCGCCAGCUCGAACAACUGGAGGAGGAGAAGUUGCACAGCGACGGAGGGAGCCAGGCCAAGCAGGAUUGGUCCAUCCGGUGGCCCACCUCCGAGUCGGGCGAGGAGAACACGCCCGUGUGUCAGCCCGAGCCCAGCCAGUGGAUCCGCUUCCAGCUGUCCCAAAGCCCCAAAGUCCAGUCCAAGUACAACCGGCACACGUGCCGCGGCCCCCGGACCCCGACGGCUUCUCCUUUGUACGCCGACCGCCUGACGCCGGACGGGCCUUCCGCAGCGGCGCCGCCGCCGCCCGCCUCGGACUGCGGGCGCCGCUCGCUGCCGCCCUCGCCCCGCCAAAGACGCUUUGGCCGCACGCCCCCCCGAACUCCGCUGGUGUUCAACACCAUGACGCCGCCCGGCACGCCGCCCGUGAAGCGGAGGAACAAAGUCAAGGCGCCGGGCACGCCGCCGCCCCCCAGCCGCAAGCUCAUACACCUCCUGCCGGGCUUCACGGCGCUGCACCGGAGCAAGUCGCACGAGUUCCAGCUGGGGAACCGCCUGGACGACGCGCACAUGCCAAAGGGCAAGAAGAAGAGCAAGCCCUUGAACCUCAAGAUCCACAGCAGCGUGGGCAGCUGCGAGAACUUGCCCACCUACCCGCCCGGCCAGCGCUCGCCCCUGCACACCGAGCGCUCCCUGAGAUCCUUCUUCUUCCCGUCCUUCGUGCCCUCCACGCCGCCCGUGCACGCCGAAACGCCCUCCGCAAACACUCUGUCAGUGCCUCGCUGGUCCCCGCAGAUCCCCCGACGAGAUCUGGGGAACUCCAUCAAACACAGAUUUUCCACCAAGUACUGGAUGUCGCAGACGUGCAUCGUGUGCGGGAAGGGAAUGCUCUUUGGACUCAAAUGUAAAAACUGCAAGCUGAAGUGCCACAACAAAUGCACCAAAGAAGCUCCGCCCUGCCAUCUGCUCAUCAUCCAGCGAGGCGGCCGAGAAUCCCUCAAAGGAUUAUUUUCUUCUUCUUGGUUGCUCGCAGUAGCUCGUCUGGUGCGGACCGAGUCGGUGCCGUGUGACAUCAACAACCCGCUCAGGUACAGCGACCUGCACAUCAGUCAGACUCUGCCCAAAACCAACAAAAUCAACAAGGAUCACAUCGCGGCGCCGUACCAGCCGGACUCCAGCAGCAACCCGUCGUCCACCACCUCGUCCACGCCGUCGUCUCCUGCCCCGCCGCCGCCCAGCAGCGCCACGCCGCCCUCGCCGCUGCACCCCUCGCCGCAGUCGGCGCGGCAACAGAAGCACUUCAACCUGACCGCGGCCAGUUACUUCAAAUACAAGCAGCGGUUCAUAUUUCCAGACGUCACUCCGGUCACUCCUCCCAGCCGAGCACCGCAAGUCAUCCUGCAUCCCGUCCUGUCGGAGCCGGGCAACGAGGGAAACCCGUUGCUUCAAAUCGAAGUGGAGCCGAUUUCCGACAACGAGGAGGGCAACGACGAGGAGUCCGGCGACGAGUUUGAGGAGAUGAACCUUUCGCUGCUGUCUGCCCGCAACUUCCCGCGCAAGGCCAGCCAGACCAGCAUUUUCCUGCAGGAGUGGGACAUCCCCUUCGAGCAACUGGAGAUCGGCGAGAUGAUCGGCAAGGGUCGCUUCGGCAAAGUUUUCCACGGCCGCUGGCACGGCGAGGUGGCCAUCCGCCUCAUUGACAUCGAACGCGACAACGAGGACCAGCUCAAGGCCUUCAAGCGCGAGGUGAUGGCCUACCGCAACACGCGCCACGAGAACGUGGUCCUUUUCAUGGGCGCCUGCAUGAGUCCGCCGCACCUGGCCAUCAUCACCAGCCUGUGCAAAGGCCGAACGCUUUAUUCGGUGGUGCGCGACGUCAAGGUCGUCCUGGACGUCAACAAGACGCGGCAAAUCGCACAAGAGAUGGUCAAGGGGAUGGGCUACCUCCACGCUAAAGGCAUCCUCCACAAGGACAUGAAGUCCAAGAACGUCUUCUACGACAACGGCAAAGUCGUCAUCACCGAUUUCGGACUCUUCACCAUCUCGGGGGUCCUGCAAGCCGGCAGCCGGAGAGAAGACAAGCUGAGGAUCCCGAGCGGCUGGUUGUGUCACCUGGCUCCAGAAAUCAUCCAGCAGCUCUCUCCGGACACCGAGGAGGACAAGCUGCCUUUCUCCAAGCAGUCCGACGUCUUCGCCUUCGGCACCAUCUGGUUCGAGCUGCACGCCCGCGAGUGGCCUUACAAGAGUCAGCCGGCCGAGGUCAUCGUGUGGCAGGUCGGCAGCGGCGUCAAGCCCGGCCUGGCGCACGCCGGCAUGGGCAAGGAGAUCCUGGACAUUUUGCUGCUGUGCUGGGCCUUCCAGCAGGACGAGCGUCCCAGCUUCUCCAAGCUGGUGGACCUGCUGGAAAAAUUACCCAAGCGCAACCGCCGCCUUUCCCACCCGGGACACUUCUGGAAGUCGGCCGAGUACGUCAAAUGAAUCGAGCGCACCCCGCCGACGACUCCGAAAAAGACGAGUUUGUGCAAAACAACCCCGCGUGUCCUUUACCAAUGAUUCUCGAGGGAAAGAACGAAUGUAACUGUUGUACAGUUGAGUGUGUGGUCAAACAUCCACUUUUGGAAUUUUUGUGGACUUUUUGAAAAACGCUUCAACGGCCACUUUAUUUAUUUCUCGUCACUUUUGGGUCAUCGGCGCUGUACCGCAUGAAUGUGAAACACGUUUUCCCACUGGCGCGACACUUGAAAUGUAACGCCACGCAACGAAUGCACGGAAAUGAUUUUUUUUCACGAUAAAUUGUAGCGCGGGACAUCCACAUCGGAAUUUUGCUACAUUUCAACUUUGAAGUGUGAGGGCCACACCGGAAAGAAAGAAAUCGUCACGCGACAAGAAUAAAGUCGUAUUCGUAUGAGAGCAAGAUACGCCAAUGGGCCCUACUUUUCGUGGGGGGAAUACAUAUUUCGAAAAAAGCUGUAAUAUUUCCCAAAAAGUUGUCAUUUUUUUACAGUUACAUUUUUUUGUCCAUCUCGAAAAAAAAAUCAGCUAUUCAAAGUGAUUUUUUGUUUUUUAAAGAAAAUCUUGCAAGAAUAAGAUGUUUUUUUUGUUUUUUUUUUUUUAAUGAAAACUACAACAUUUUCUCGAAAGAUCACAACUUCUUUUUUCCCCACCCCCCCAAAAAGACAACUUUAUUCUUGUAGUACUCCGCCGAGGCUGCCCUUUGUCGCCGAUUCUGUUCCUAACUUUUAUGGCCAGAAUUUCUUGGCGCAGCCGAGGCGUCGAGGGGGUCCGCUUUGGUGGCCUCAGUGUCGCAUCUCUGCCUUUUGCAGACGACGUGGUUCUGCUGGCUUCAUCGAGCCGUGAGCUCCAACUCUCACCGGAGCGGUUCGCAGCCGAGCGCGAAGCGGCCGGGAUGAGAAUCGGCGCCUCCGAAUCCGAGACCGCGGUCCUCGGUCGGAAAAGGGCGGCGCGCCCUCUCCGGGUCGGGGACGAGAUCCUGCCCCGAGUGGAGGAGUUCAAGUAUCUCGGGGUCUCGUUCACGAGCGAGGGAAGAACGGAACGGGAGAUCGACAGGCGGAUCGGUGCGGCGUCCGCGGCGAUGCGGACUUCGUAUCGGUCCGUCGUGGUGAAGGAGGAGCUGAGCCGAAAGGCGACGCUCUCGAUUUACCGGUCGAUCUUCGUUCCUACCCUCGCCUAUGGUGACGAGCUGCGGGUCGUGACCGGAAGAACGAGGUCCAGGAUACGAGCGGCCCAAAUGAGUUUCCUCCGCAGGGCGUCCGGGCUCUCCCUCAGAGAACGGGCGAGAAGCUCGGUCGUCCGGGAGGAUCUCGGAGCAGAGCCGCUGCUCCUCCGCAUCGAGAGGAGCCAGAUGAGGCGGCCGGGGCAUCCGAUUCGGACGCGUCCCCGGUGAGGUGUUCCGGGAGGAGACCCCGGGGACGACCCGGGACACGCCGGAGAGACUACGUUCUUUCGGCCGGCCCGGGAACGCCUCGGGAUCCCCCCGGAAGAGCUGGAUGAAGUGGCCGGGGAGAGGGAAGUCUGGGCGUCCCCGCUAAAGCUACUGCCCCCGCGACCCGACCUCGGAUAAGCGCUAGAAAACGGAUGGAUGGAUGGUUUAUCGUUUUGUUUUUUUCUUUGAAGUAUCGAUGCAAAAACGGAGCUUGGACUUUUAGGCCACUAGACGUCUCGGACGUAAAAGAAGAUUUCAGACCAAAUUCAUAUUCGGAUUGAUUUGAGUGACAGCGGUGUUGUAGUCCAAAUUUCUUUUUUCAUAUUUAACUUUGAUCUGAUAUUAUGAGUCUUUAUCAAAAAUAAGAAUUCCAAAUAUUUUUUGUCACAAAUGUUACACACUUAACUCCAAAAAUUGACUUUUUACUUUAAGAAAUAUGCUUCUUUUAUGAUUUUUUUUCCUCUCAAGAUAAUUAUGUGCUUUCUCAAAAAUGCCCUUUUCCCCUCCCCAAAAAUAUGAUUCUUUUCAAGAACCAUUUGAUAUUAUUUUCCCCCAAAAUUUAGAUUUUUGUUGUUUAAAAAAAGGAAUGAGCUUUUCUCUUAUGAGACUUAUUUUUUUUCUUGGAAAGAUUCAACUUGUUCUGACACAAAUAUUUUUUUGGGGCGGGGGACAUGACAACAUACUUUCCCCCUAAAAUCAACACCACUUAUCAUAAUUGUCUGCUGACUAUCAUGUUUAUGAAAAUGAUGAUUUUCUUUUUUUCCAUGUUUGUUUUGCCCAUUUUAGCUUCACGGCGGAAAAAGUCAAUAUGCCAAUGAAAAAAAAAAAAAAAGUUUUCUGUUAUCCAACAUUAUUUUCUGCUUCCCCUUUGGGGAAAAAAAAAAAAAAAAAAUAUAUAUAUAUAUAUAUAUAUAUAUACACACACACACAGCUGUGGGAAAAUUGGAGAAAAUAAAUGCUCUAACUGACACUAUUUGAAGUUGGAAGUUAUGUUGUCAGUCGUUUAAGGAUUGAAACAAAAUAGUUCAUUUUACUCAAAUAUAGAGUGGACUAUUCCAUAUUCGUUGUCGAUAUUCAUAAAUUCACCUAUUGGCAGAUUUUUUUGGGAGGUACCGUUCUUCCCUUGUUUUUAAAUGGCACUUAUAAGGGGGUGUCAAUUCUCCAUGGAUUUUUUGGGGGGGAACCUAUUCCCGUAAUUUACGGAAAUCCUCGUCUUUUUUGUGUUUUUGUUGAGAUUUUUUUGUCUGCAAUAAUAAGGAAACAUCAAUUAUUUGCAGUAUUUUUUUUGAUUGACACUAUCACCCGUAACUGAUGGAAACCCCUCCCUAUUUACGUUUGAUUCCAUUUUACCGGGAUUUCGAAGGGCGCAUGAGUGAUUUGCGUGUUUUCACUAUUGAAGUUGGGGCUCGGUCCCGAUCCCCUGCGAAUUUCGGGGACCCACAUUGGCCAAACUGAUUGUUUUGCACUGAUCUCUUCAUUUUUUCCAGAGCUUUAUAUACCUGUAUAUCAUUUGUACUGUUUACACCUUUCAAGUGCAUGACAUGGACACAACGAAUCCACUAUAUUUGUGUGUGCGUGCGUAUAUAUAAAAUGGAGUGAAGUUGUCCGAGCUCGAUGGCGCCGCCACCUUUUGAUGUUUGGCUUUUUUUGCAGGCGUCGGCCGAUUGUCGCAGUUGUUUGUAAUUAUCGAUCUUGUGAAUAAGGAACAGUAAAAAAAUCAAAAGGAGCGCGUGGCCAACCAGCAAUCAAAGAUCUAACAUUAGUGCCAAGUGUACAGAACAGAUUGUAAACUGCAUUCGCCGUGUGAUUAUGAAUAUAAUGAUUAUCAUUAUUGUGGUUCUUUCUUUUUUUGAGACUUUCCUUUUGAAUGUAGAAAAAGCUAUUGUUGUUGUCUUUGAAUUUCUUUUGUCCGUUUUCUUUCCCUGAUGUUUUUUGUGUUGUAGCCAAUAGCUUGUGGACUCGUGUAUGCCCUAUCAAGAAUACGGCGCCGUAUACACUUUACGAAUUGAGAAUGUGAAGGACUUCUUCUUCGUCCUCUUCUUUUUUCUUCCUUCUUUUCUUCUUCUUUUCUUCUCCUCAACCCACGACUGACUUGCACUCAUCCUUUGUCAACGUUUGUGGAUGACAAUAAAAAGCUCUUUUUCUCUUC